AAGCUAGUAUCAAGUCUCCACCAACCAUGUCCGAUUCAGCAGCAUCACAAGCAUAUUUAGACGAAGAAGCCAGCUGGGAUUCAUUCAAUCUUGACCCUAGACUUCUUCAAGCAUUAGACCAACUUGGAUUUGAGAAGCCCACCUUGAUUCAAAGCAGUUCCAUCCCGCUUGCUCUUGAAGAAAAACGAGAUAUUAUUGCUAAAGCCAGUACCGGGUCCGGUAAGACUGGUGCAUACUGUAUUCCUAUCGUCAAUAACUUAUUGACUAGGAGCACUGACGAGCAUGAGAUCAAGAGUAUUAUCUUGGUGCCUACCCGUGAGUUAUCCAAUCAAGUAUAUGAGUUUUUGGAAAAGUUGUUGGUUUUCAAUAAUCAAAAGAUUAAUAUUUUGAAUCUUUCUUCGAAUUACAGUGAUCAGGUGUUGAACUCUUUGUUGAUUAACAAGCCCGAGAUUAUCAUAUCCACCCCUGCCAAGUUGAUUCAGACUUUAGAGAAGAAUAGCAAGGGAUUGAUUGAUUUGUCCACUGUGUCCAACUUGACUAUUGAUGAGGUUGAUUUAGUGUUGUCAUUUGGAUAUUUGGACGAUUUGAAGAAGUUGGAAAGUUAUUUACCGAUCAAGAAGAAUUUGCAAACUUUCUUGAUGUCCGCUACCAUAAACGAAGAAUUGAACGAUUUGAAAAUGAGAUAUUGUACUAAACCAGCAAUUUUAAAAUUAAAUGACGAAACCGCCGAAAAGCAAAGUCUUGUACAAUACUAUGCCAAGACCACCGAGUUUGAUAAGUUUUUGCUUUGUUAUGUUAUAUUCAAGUUGAAUUUAAUCAAGGGAAAGACCAUUAUAUUUGUCAACAAUAUUGACCGUGGGUACAGAUUGAAAUUAUACUUGGAGCAAUUCGGGAUAAGAUGUUGUAUUCUCAAUAGUGAAUUACCUAUAAAUUCCCGAUUACACAUUGUUGAAGAGUUCAAUAAGAAUGUUUAUCAUUUGUUGAUUGCGACUGAUGAAACUAAUGAUUUCACCGUGGAAAAGGAAGAAGACAGCGAAGGCGAACGCGAACGCGAAGAACAAGAACAAGCACAAGAGGAAAAGAAAGAGUCAAAGAAGUCCAAGAAGAAAGGUGCAAAGAAAGAUUCAGAGUAUGGUGUAUCAAGAGGUGUUGAUUUCAGAAAUGUUGCAUGUGUAUUAAACUUUGACUUACCAACCACUUCCAAAGCCUAUAUUCACAGGAUUGGUAGAACUGCCAGAGCAGGCAAAUCCGGUAUGGCUCUUUCAUUCAUUAUCCCAUUAAAAGAAUUUGGUAAGCACAAGAUUGCAAAUUUAGCGACUGCGAAAAAGGACGAAAAGGUUUUGCGUCGUAUUAUCAAGCAACAAUCCCGGAAUGGAUUUGAAAUAAAACCAUACCAAUUUGAUAUGAAGCAAGUUGAAGGGUUCAGAUAUCGUGCUGAAGAUGCAUUCAGAGCUGUUACUCAAACUUCAGUGAGAGAAGCAAGAGUUAAGGAAUUAAAGAAUGAGUUGAUUAAUUCGGAAAAGCUUAAGAGAUUUUUUGAAGAAAACCCUCAAGAUUUGGCGACAUUAAGACACGACAAAGAAUUGCAUCCAACAAGAAUCCAAUCGCAAUUGAAAAGAGUGCCACAAUAUUUAUUACCUGAAAGUGCCAGACUGGAUCCAAAGAAUAUUGGAUUUGUUCCAUUCCACAAGAACAAGGUCCACAAAAAUAGAAAGAGGAAGUCAACCAAGAAAUCUGAUCCUCUCAAAACUUUUAGAAAGUAAACUAAGCCUACUUUAUAGAACACAAUAUACAAAUGUCAUUUAU
This is a messenger RNA of Spathaspora passalidarum NRRL Y-27907, 1806 nucleotides long. Its product is annotated as ATP-dependent DNA/RNA helicase. The transcript has a single exon. The coding region runs from base 27 to 1763 and encodes 578 amino acids. NCBI's taxonomy places the organism in Eukaryota, Fungi, Ascomycota, Pichiomycetes, Serinales, Debaryomycetaceae. Gene Ontology annotation, molecular function: RNA helicase activity; ATP binding; nucleic acid binding. The record is from RefSeq and is a predicted model, not a curated record. Gene Ontology annotation, cellular component: nucleolus.